Molecule: messenger RNA, 1614 nt
Organism: Pichia membranifaciens NRRL Y-2026
Lineage: Eukaryota; Fungi; Ascomycota; Pichiomycetes; Pichiales; Pichiaceae
Exons: 2
Coding region: 1-1614 (537 amino acids)
Biological process (GO): transmembrane transport
Molecular function (GO): transmembrane transporter activity
Source: RefSeq, a predicted model, not a curated record
AUGUCUUCGCAUACGGGUUCAGACGACGAUGAGAGUGAUGGCACAAGCUAUGUAGACGGGGUGAGGUCUUUGAACAAUAAUUUGGCCAUUGUCAACGGUCGUGAUGAUGAUGAUGAUAAUAAUGCUAAUGAUGAUAAUGAUUGUAAGGAGAAGUUGGAGCUGUUAAGAGUUACUUCCACAAAAGAAAACGAGUAUACUAUACUCAGCAAACGUGAGCGGGUGUCCUUGGCUUUAUUAUUGGCACUGGUUGGAAUGUGUUCUGCUAUGACAAUGCCGAUAUAUUGGACUGCUUUACCAGAAAUGGCCGUUGCUUUUCAUACAACGGAAGAGCACAUCAAUUUUACUGUGACGUCAUAUUUGUGUUUCCAAGCAGUAGCACCUGUGUUCGUGUCGUCUCUAUCUGACAUUUUUGGGAGACGGCCCGUAAUUCUGGGCUGUAUCAUUGGAGGUAUUGCUACCAAUGUUGGACUAGCUGUUUCGAGGACAUAUUGGCUAAUUGUUUUCUUGAGAUGUAUUCUUGCUACUUUUCUUGCUCCUUUGGUAAGCAUUACUUCUGCUGCCGUGGGAGAUUUCACAACUAGAAGAAACAGAGGUGGGUUGACAGGUCUAACAUCUGGGUUCACACUUAUCGGUCAAGGUGUGGCACCGUUUCUUGGUGCAGUCAUGGAUACGGCUUGGAAAUGGCCAGCUAUUUUCUGGUUUUCUGCUGCCUUAGAAGGUCUCAUCCUUGCAAUCGUUUUUGUUGCCCUCCCUGAGACUCAUCGUGGUUUUGUCGGUGAUUUGAGUGUGAGGCCAAAAUUUUGGAUCCACAGGAGCCCUAUUUUAGCUUAUUUUGGGAAUAGAAUUGUUGGCUAUAAUCAAAGUUUAUUGGAUAAGCGAUUGCACAAGUAUGAACCUUGGAAGCCAUUGAAGUUGGUUACUAGAAUCAGCGUUUUCAACAUUUUGCUCCCCUCGUCAUUAUUGUUUUCAGUUUGGACCAUCUCGCAAACUUCCUUGUCGGUUCAUUUGAGCUCUGAUUACCAUUACUCUACGUUGCAUGUAGGUUUAUGCUUUUUUGCUCCGGGUUCAGCUACAAUCGUUGGGACUUUAGUUUCCGGCAGAUUGUUAGAUAUAAUUUACAAAAAACGGAAAGCCAAGUAUGAUACCAAAUAUAUUUCGGACAUUGAGAAGACCAGUAUAACACCAAUUCCACCUUUCAAUAUCUUGUUAGUCAGAUUAUACUGUAUUCCAUUUGCGGCAUGUAUUGUGUGCAUGGCGUCAGUCGUUUUCGGUUGGUGUUUGGAAUAUCGGAUUGCUUUGGCAGUCAUCCUCGUCAUGGCUUUUCUCAUAACGUUUUUCUGUAUGUUUCCCUUGAAUAUCACCACCACCGUGUUGGUAGAUAUGUUCCCUGAAAUUGCUGGCGGUGCUACAGCACUCAACAAUCUAUUUCGAUGUGGUAUGAGUGCUAUUUUCGUGUCUUGUCUUACCAAAAUGGAAGACAAUAUGACCUUGGGAGGGACUUACACAUUUAUGGCAGGAAUUGCUGCUGUCUCGACAGGACUAGUGCUCGUAUUAAUGAAAAACAGUGAGUCAAUACUGAUCAAAGCCAGAGAAAAAAAGAUGAGGGGUGGGUAG